AUGGUUAUGGGAAUUUCUAAUGUAUUGCUGUGCAAUGUUACCAGUCGGAUAUCAUUUUGGUUUGUAGUUAUAAAUUCAUUCACAAAUAUAACAACUAUUCCCAGGAAGCCACAUAUAUCAGCAGUUAGAAUGAAUAGAAACCAGAUCAACAAUGCCUUUUUAUUAACUGACAAGACUCUGCAGUUCUUGGAAGUCUCAUCAACUUUAGCUCCACCAGCUGAAUAACCUCUGCCCACUUGGCUAUUUGUAUUUGAGGUUAUUCUUGGCAUCAUUGUGAUUGGAAUUAUUUUAGUCGUAUCUUCUGGGAUUUAUCACUGCAAGAGACAUAAGAAUGCUGAAGAAACAGACAAUUUAGAUGAUAAAUAUGAAGCAGCCAUAACAAUGGAAAACAGAAUUCCCUGUCAUACUUUAGAUUUAAAAGCUGGACAAAUUAAUGGUUUCUAUGCAGCAGCAGAUGACGAUUGGUUUACGCCCAUAUGAACAUAAAUGGAUGCUGUUUCUCAGUCUCUUUUUGAAACUCUGCCCUCCUUUUAUCUGGUUCUUACUGCUGAUUAUAAACAAGAAAAUUAUGUACUUUGCCUCAUUUUUGCCCUUGGAAGCAUUUCUUUUGAUAAGCAUAAUCAUAUGGGAUACACCGGAAUUUAUCAUUCAAGGCAGUGUUCUUUAUGAAAACAUAUAAAUGUUUAAUAAAACUUCCACUGUUAAACGUUCUUUGGAUGAAUCAGUGAUGCAAGGGUACCAAUAAAUCCUUAUCAUGAUUUAUUCAUAUCUUCACCUUUUCUAUUAUUUCAUGGCAGGAAAAAUGUGAGCUGCUUUAGUCUAACAUACAAGCCAACUACUGCUAC
Molecule: messenger RNA, 845 nt
Organism: Crotalus tigris (Tiger rattlesnake)
Lineage: Eukaryota; Metazoa; Chordata; Lepidosauria; Squamata; Viperidae
Gene: CLTRN
Product: collectrin, amino acid transport regulator
Source: RefSeq, a predicted model, not a curated record